CGUCUUAGUUAUUCAUUCUCUGUGUCGUGAUUAUAGAUGUCACAUUUGUUGACCUAACGCAGUGUAAAUUCCGACAAGCAAACAUAUCUUUAGUCUGUAGUCACAGUCAUGGGAUUUCUAACGCACUUCUUCAUCUGACGAUUACUCAUAGACUGAUUGAAAAAUUAUCCGUCCUUAGUGUCAGUUCAGGUGGAGCAGUGCGAGGUUAUUCUAUAAACUAUUCAUCAUGCCUCUCGAAUGGUUAUUUGGGCGUAAAAAGACGCCAGAGGAGAUGUUGCGUCAGAAUCAGAGAGCUCUCAACAAAGCCAUGAGAGAUCUGGAUAGGGAGAGAUCAAAGAUGGAGCAACAGGAGAAGAAGGUCAUUGCAGACAUUAAAAAGAUGGCUAAACAGGGUCAAAUGGAUGCGGUUAAAGUGAUGGCCAAAGACCUUGUCCGUACCCGGCGCUACGUGAAGAAGUUCAUCACAAUGCGGGCAAACAUCCAGGCAGUGUCACUAAAAAUCCAAACACUCAAGUCUAACAAUGCAAUGGCACAAGCAAUGAAGGGUGUGACGAAAGCCAUGGCAACCAUGAACAAACAGCUGAAGCUGCCCCAGAUUCAGAAGAUUAUGAUGGAGUUUGAGAAGCAGUCUGAGAUCAUGGACAUGAAGGAGGAGAUGAUGAGUGAUGCCAUUGACGAUGCCCUUGGAGAUGAGGAGGAUGAAGAAGAGAGUGAUGCUAUUGUGUCUCAAGUUUUGGAUGAACUCGGCUUACAGAUGGCAGAUGAAUUGUCAGGUCUGCCAACUGCUAACCAGACUCUUUCCGCUGGAGCCUCCAAACAACCACAAGCUGCUGCUGCCGCCGAUGUCAGUGCUGCAGAUGCUGAUCUUGAAGCAAGGUUAAAUAAUCUGAAGAGACAGUGAGACUGACAGACUCUAUGGAAUGAUACAAGAGAGCUAUUGCUUGAGGCAAGCUCCCUCUAUAGCCAAACCCUUGGUGAUGACAGCUGUUAUGUGAUCAAGGACAAACUUGAAUGUAGCUUGUCAUGGAAACACGAACAUACAAGAUAAAAGUGUUGUUGGCACAGUGGUGGCUUAUUGUAACAUGCCCUUAUUGUAAUGUUUGAUUCCAAACUACAUUUUUAAUUCACUUUGGAAAGUUUCAUAAACUACCGUCUCAACUUCUGGGUAGGAAGGAUCCUGAAAGUGUCAGGUUACAGAAGUAAAGACUACAAAACUGUUCCCAGUGUAUAAAACUGUCAGUUAACUAAAUAGGUCGUUCACAAUGUCAUUAUUCAAAACUGCUUUUCCACAUUACGAUCAUGUUUUGUUCCUUUUUUACAUUUCUGAGACAUCUUUCAUGUAAUCCAUUUUAUGUUAUCUAAUUGGUUCUUUUAAGUUAUGCUCUGCACAUUUGAGUCUAUUUUUAGGUCUUAUUUUGUCCAGUUUAGGGUAUUACACUGAUUUAUGUCAAUGCUUAUUAAUAUUCUAGUUUAUAUUCCAUGGAACACAUGUUCAUACUGUUCUGUGUACAAUCUAACUGUGCCCAAUGAAUACUGAAGGAAGCUUUGUGUUGAGUCUGUAUGUGCUUACAUGAAAUGAUCAGUCAUAAGAGUUUAGUCUCAUCAGUUGGUUGUAAUGCUUACUACAGCAAUGUUCAUGUACAGAGGUUGAUAUUAGAUGUUUGUCAAUACUGCCAUGCCUUCUUGUUGAAGAGACAUUGGUUUUGUGUGUGAUCUGAUAUUAUUUAUUGAUCAGUCAUGCUUGGUCAGUAGCAUAGCUUUAGAACACCAGGGAAUUGUUUCUUAAAUAAACACCAGUCCUACUGAAAAAAUAUUCAAAAGUUUACAGAAUUAAAAUAGCACUGUACUGUACUUCCCCUCCAAUGACAAUAUUGGAUUUCAUGGUCAUCAAGAAAUGUGAUCAAAUAUCUUAAUAUAUGAGCAAGCAGUUUUGUUCUGCCACCAUUGUGCAUACAGGCACAAAUAAUCUAUUGAUCAAUGUUAGCCUUUAUUUAUCAAAGUAAUGACUGCUUGUCAGUGAUUCCAACCAGAUAUCACUAUUCUUCUCUCACACCUGUGAAGAAUUUUUAGUGUAAAAAUGUAUUUUUACUUGUGUAUAUAUUAAUAUGUAUGCGUUUUGAAGUAAACACUUUCAAACUGA
Messenger RNA from Haliotis rubra (blacklip abalone), 2140 nucleotides. Its product is annotated as charged multivesicular body protein 2a-like. The transcript has 6 exons. Gene Ontology annotation, biological process: endosome transport via multivesicular body sorting pathway; protein transport; late endosome to vacuole transport. The record is from RefSeq and is a predicted model, not a curated record. The coding region runs from base 227 to 901 and encodes 224 amino acids. Gene Ontology annotation, cellular component: ESCRT III complex; multivesicular body. Lineage: Eukaryota; Metazoa; Mollusca; Gastropoda; Lepetellida; Haliotidae.